GUUAAGCUCGCUGAAGGUAUUCAACAGGUAGUAGCGCGAGGCUCAAGACGUAUACCGCGAGUGGUAGCGGCAAUACCUUCUGUUGGAUUUACAAACAGUACUUCCCAGACAAACAUCGAUCAGGAUGCCAGCUAACGGUCACGUUAAUGAAGGAUAUGAGAAGGAAAAUGGAUACCAUCCCGGAAAAGAUCCAAUUGACAACAAGGUGAUAGAGGUGGAGGAUAAUGAUGAUGUGGAACAAGAGGAAGAUCCCUGGAAGGUGACAACCAUUGAAGUGGAUGAAAAACCGUGGUCUGAGUUGAACUGUGGAGAGCUGGUUUUCCGAUUGGGCAAGUACUUGAUUGGAAUCCUACUCAUCCUCGGUUUCCUCUAUCUGUUCAUCUGUUCCCUGGACUUCCUCAGCUCGGCCUUCAAGCUCCUGGGAGGUAAGGCCGCAGGUCAGGUGUUCCAGAACAAUGAAAUUCUGUCGAAUCCCGUGGCGGGGCUGAUGAUUGGCGUCCUUGUCACUGUCCUGGUGCAAAGCUCCUCCACGUCCACCUCCAUCGUCAUCAGCAUGGUCGGCGCCGACAUUCUGACAAUCCCUAUAGCGAUCCCAAUCAUUAUGGGAGCCAAUAUUGGAACAUCUGUCACCAACACCAUCGUCGCAGUCGGUCAGAUCCACAACAAGGCCGACUUCCGACGUGCCUUCGCCGGCGCCACCGUGCACGACAUGUUCAACUGGCUCACUGUCAUCGUCCUCCUUCCCCUGGAGGUCAUCACCGGCUAUUUAAGCAAGCUGAGCGGUGUCAUUGUGAACUCUAUCCCGGACCUGGCACCAGAUAAAAGCGCAAACCGUGACUUCCUGAAGGUCAUCACGAAGCCUUUCACAACGAUGAUCAUAGAGGUUGACAAAAGCGCCAUUACCAAGAUUGCCACAAAGACACACAAAGGCGAGUCGCUGAUGAAGACGUGCUCUGACAAGGUGUCCCCGGUGUCCUGCUGCGAUUCUACCCUCGACUCCAUGGGCGUAUACAACAAUGCUUCCUACACCUACGAAAAGCAGAUCCAGGUCUGCAGUGCCCUCAACACCUGCGCCCACAAACACACCUGCGUUGACGACUUGUGGAAGGGCGACACAUUCAGCUGCAGCAACUUCGCCCUGGACACUGCAUGCUGCGACAACUUUAUGAACACAUCCUCUUAUACCAGCAACAUCACAGAUAGUGUGAAGAAGCGCUUCUGUGGCGACCUCGUGGCAUCCUGUCAGAACAAUUACCUUGUUACAAAGGACUGCAUGAGAACAGCGUGGUCAAACAGCACUGUGUUCUCCUGUGACUCGUGGAUCGAAAUCGAGACAAGCUGCAUCAAACCUAAAACUCACCUGUUCAUGGGCCUGUAUGGAAAGAUUGACGACGUCUACAUUGGAGCCAUCCUGCUGGUGAUAUCGCUUGCUGUGUUGUGCAUCUGUCUAGUAUGUAUUGUCAAGCUCCUCAACGCCCUUCUCAAGGGCCAGAUUGCAUUGGUUAUCAAAAAGUUCAUCAACGCUGAUUUUCCAGGCAAAUGUUCUUACUUCACCGGAUAUCUUGCCAUAUUGCUGGGAGCUGGACUGACAAUUCUUGUCCAGAGCAGCUCCAUCUUCACCUCCACGCUAACACCCCUCGUAGGAAUCGGAGUCAUUGAACUUGACCGUAUGUACCCUCUCACCCUUGGUUCCAACAUUGGAACCACGACCACCGGUAUUCUCUCAGCUCUUGCUCAAGACGGUUCCAAAAUCAAAGACUCUCUCCAGGUGGCCUUAUGCCAUCUCUUCUUCAAUAUCAGUGGAAUCCUGAUAUUCUACCCUUUUCCAUUCUUCCGCCCGGCAAUUCCACUGGCCAAAUUUUUGGGCACAGUCACUUCCAAGUACCGUUGGUUUGCGUUCGCAUACCUGAUCGCAAUGUUUUUCAUCUUACCGGCUGUUGUGUUCGGAUUGUCCAUCCCUGGUUGGUAUGUUCUUGCCGCCGUGCUCAUCCCCAUCGCUAUCAUCGUCAUCAUCAUCUGCAUCGUAAAACUGAUACAGAAGAAGAGACCUCUUUGGCUUCCAACGAAGUUUCGCACCUGGAAGUGGCUCCCGGAACCCAUGCGCUCCCUCCGACCUUAUGACAACGUCAUGAAGCGCGUGUGCUGCCCCUGUCUAAUGUCUGAUGAGGCAAAGGAAGAAGAUGAAGAUUAUGAGGGUGAUGAUCCAAAGAAGCCCAAGUCCACUGGGACAGCCGUGGCUACACAACUACGAGAGAGACGCCAAGACACACGACUUUAACUUUCCCAGAAUCAGUGUACAUAAAGAUGUUAACGUUUUGACAGUUCUUUUUCUAAUUAUCGGGGACUUCAUGGGUAUGGAAUCAUAAGUACCCACUUCAAGAGAGUAACAUGUGCAGUAUUGUACACCACAGUACAUCCUUAUACACCAUGGUACAUAUUAUUACAUCAAGAUAUGUCGUGACACAUGAUGGUAUAUCUUGCUACAUCACCGUGUUAUCCAAUAGAGCAUAAUAUUACAUCCUGGUACAUGAUACUACACUACGGUACAUUGUGGUGUAUCGUACAUCACUACAGGAGUAUCCGUCAGAUACCUUUUAUCUUACCAGUAGUUGUUAAAAAAACGUAUCUAACGAGCUAAAGCGAGUUACAUACGUAUUGAAAGAACUAGUUGAAAGAUAAAUGGUAUCUAACAGGCACGAGUGCAGUAAUGUGUUUCUUACACACACUAAAAUCGCACCAUUUUGUUCUUUUAUCAUGAUCGCAGUGGCGCGUUAAUACAUAACACAUGCUUACUACUCACACCCAGUCGGACCAUCCGCAAGAAAGUUUCAGCCAUGUCUGUGGGACCAGAAUCUUAUCAAUGAAUUACAAUCAGGAAAGUAGUCUCACCCUAGGUCAUCACCAUGGAGUAUUCAAUCACGGAUAUGGAAUUCAAUCUCACACAUAUGUUUGAUAUCAGUUAUCUCAAAUGGGUUUCUCACCCAGAGAUGUGUCAGAAAGAAUGUUCCAUGUACAUGUUGGUAGGCCACUGCAAGUUACACCCAUCAUGACAGUGACGUAAGUUUUGAGCUGAGUGUUUACCACUCAUGCACGAUGACAUAACUAUUGGUAUUAUACUUUGGGCCUUUAGAAUUCUUUCUAAAUUAUGUUAGCAACCAUCGGGUGUUGCUUGUGAAUACGAGCUUAGCAGUUCAGUCAAUAUGCUGUGUAUACAUUCAAAGAUUCUUUCUAGUACAGUGUCAAGGCAGGACAAUUCAUACUCCUCUUUGACAUACAUUCUGAUCAACGAUAAUGCAUCAGGUGCUUUACCAUUAUUCAUAUUUUACAAAAUAUUUCACUAUUUCCGCAUCAAAGUGUUCAUGGUCUGUGAUUAAAAGAAUGUUGAAGUCGUUUCUAACGAAUGUACAUACAUCAUUAUCACAUAUAUUGAAUCGUCAUACAAUACCUUAUUUGUCAUGUGUAAUAUGUGUAAUAUAUUUUUUAGCUGUAUGUUAUGUUAUAUUUUACAUUAAAUAUUUUGACAAACGGA
This is a messenger RNA of Haliotis rufescens (red abalone), 3529 nucleotides long. RefSeq names its product sodium-dependent phosphate transport protein 2B-like. Bases 125 to 2278 code for a protein of 717 amino acids. The record is from RefSeq and is a predicted model, not a curated record. Gene Ontology annotation, molecular function: sodium:phosphate symporter activity. The transcript has 9 exons. Lineage: Eukaryota; Metazoa; Mollusca; Gastropoda; Lepetellida; Haliotidae. Gene Ontology annotation, cellular component: membrane. Gene Ontology annotation, biological process: sodium-dependent phosphate transport.